UAAAUAUCAGUGCGGGCUUUGCGGCGUGCCAAAAGUAUUUAUCUAAUAACAAAUGAUUAAAGUAAAGUUAUAAAGCAAAAAAGGCAAUCCAAUCAAACAUUGUUGGAUCAAAAUUUUCCUUGUAUUUUUCUCAACGCAGCGGCAUAACAUAGGACCAUGUCGAGGCAAAAGCAUUUUUGUUGUGACGACGAAACCGGCGAGAUUAUAACUUACCUCGUUAAUGACGAGACUGGCGAGCCGACGCCAUCUUCGUCUUCCGUCGUGCUCGGGCCGCGCGCGGCCGUACCUCCAACCGAGAUCAUAAAGUUUCCUAAGGGAUACAUGAGUAAGACGAAAAAAUUCCAAGCGUUAAAAGAGAAUAUCAUCAGAGGUUCAAACGUGUUUAGUCCGAGGUUGCUUCUGAUACCGCUGGCGGCAGUUUUUCCAGCAGUUCUGAUCAUGUUACUGAUGAUGGCCGAAGUUUUUAUACACGUCUGCUGCCACAAACAGAACAAGUCACUGAAGGACACAAGCCUGUACUACCGCAGUCCACUCCACAUGGUUACGAGCAUCUUCUGUGGCAUGUGCCGGGAGGACGAGAUGUCUUCCAAGAUUGGGCAGCUGCAGGACCAAAGGAGGUGCCGCUAUGGUUACUUUCAGGGAAUAACUAUUUAAUAAUUUUAGAUAUUUACAAUCAUCAUUGCUCUCAAUUGGGUUAUGCCAGAAAAACUAAGCCCCAGUUUAUAUGUUUUCAUAUUGGAUAUGCGUAGGAAGCUUAUAUAACUCUUACUCAAACCAGGUGGUAACACAAUAGGGCAUAAAUCAACAUGGUGGUUAGAAUCUACAAAAAAUAUUGUUUGUAGUACUAUGUCUACGUUUAGCUAUUUAGGAUAUGGAUAUAAAGGGGGAGGAGUAAGGUCUGUCACAAAGGAUAAUAUAUAUUACUAGCCAUAAUGAUGCUGACAGAUAUCUUAUAGUAUAACUCUCACCACACACAUCAAUAAUUAUUAUUAUAGCUUAUUUAUGUAAUUUUACAUUUCAAAUGUGUUGUUAGUGAUUUAAGAAACAAAAUCUUAAUAUAUAUGUAUGUAUAUAUUAGUUAGUUUACUAGUUUUUUUAUUUUUUUUAUUACACUGAUCCUGUUAGGGUAAAAGCCUCCUCGAUUCCCUUCCACUUCUCUCUAUCUUUAGCUUUCUCCAUCCAAUCCUUACCAGCUAUUUUGGUGACAUCAUCAGCCCACCUUUUAUAAGGUCUUUUUUUAAUCAAUUUUUAAGGAAUGGGGUUUCGCCACGCACGUGACGAUGUCACCCCUGUAUUGAAAUCUACAAAAUCACCUCUACUACUACAUUAUUUUUAAAUAUAAAUUGCACAUCAUCUGAUAAAGGCGAUGCCAGGAAGAUGUUGCAACUACCCAUGUUAUUAGAAUUGUGCCAUGCCAUAUCACUCCUCAGCGCUUCGUUGCGGACACACUCCAUCAAAACAUGGUGGACAUCUUCUACUUUGUUACACUCUCAGCAGUUUGGUGACACAGCUAAUUUCAUAAGGUGCUUGAAUUUGUUCGAUGGAAUAUGUCCGGAACGAAGCCUGAGGAGUGCUACUACCCGUUUCCUGCUUAGCCUUUUGUCAAACCAUGGGACAUGAGGAGGCUGACAUUGAACUGUUCUGUACCAGAUUCCUUUAGUAAGUGAUCGCUCAUCAAAAUACUCCUUCCAAACCUGCCUGCACCUCCUGACUUUACCCAGUACUUCGCUGUGUACUGGUAAACAACGGUAUGGAAUACCGUCCGAUAUUGCAAGUUUUGCUGCUCGGUCGGUCUUCUCCCUUCUGGUCCCUUCCAUUUCGUUGUUUGUAUCGUCCAUCUUUUGUCAUUAUAUCUAGAUAUGUGGCCAGACCGUUGCCAUUUUAGGUGCAUGGCAUGUUGCAGGGCGUAAACAAUCAUGGUUUUCUUCCUAAUUUCCUCAGUCACAUCAACAAUACCAAAAUAUAUAUCGCUGUCUGUCUAGCUCCUACAUUGUGAGAGAGACAAAAUAUAUCGUAAUAUAUCAAGCUAUAUAUCGCAGGGUAUCUUAAGAUACUUUGCUAUAAGAUAUCUGUGACGGGCUUAAGAUUAUAAAAGAUGCUCUCCUUUUGAAUACCAGAACUGGCCAAUAUGCUGAAGAAACUCAUAUAUUAUAUUCAUAAUUUGUAUUGAUCAUACAUUGCACAUACAUUAUUUUACAUGAGUUGAGUAUGUUUAUUUUGUCAUAUACAUUGUUUUAUAUGAGUUUCUUUUCUUGAGCUUAAUUUGAAUCUCAUGAAAUGUUGAUAGAUACUCCUUACUUUUUUAUAUUUUGGCUAUAGCUUGGUAACUCGUGGUGCUGUAUCUAUUUAUACAUAAAUUAUUUUAUAUGUUCUCAGUGGAUCCUACCAUUGCCGCAUCGUCAUGAUGCCGGCUGUCUAUUGCAAUACACCAUGCGAGCGCGAAUAGCCGGGUCCACACUGAGCUGACUGACGAGCGUCUACACUGGCCGUUUUGUGCGUGAGGAAAUUGCCUCUUGAGUAUGCUUGCUCAGUGUGGACCCGGGUAAUGUCAUCAAACUGUUUUCUAAUACCAUAAAUAAGGUUCAUGAGUUAAAUAUGUAAGCGCAGCCUCGUAAAAACGAAUCGAGUUUACACUCAAAAGACUAGUUCCUACAAAUACUAGUGGUAAGCAGUCGCCGUAGCCUUCAAACUGUAGAGCCGCUGAAGCUUGUUAUCAACUUUAAAAAAAUUAACCCUUUGACCGCAGACAUUCUCAGACGCGCACGGUUUCUUUAAUACAUUUUACGUAAUAUACGAUGGCGCGUUAUGAAUAGGCUUGUCGUUCAAAGGGUUAAAAUCUUUUAAUAAUUCUCCUUAAUAUGUCUAGAAUUUCUCAAGUAGGUUAAGAUAGAUUGUAAUAUGGUGAUGGGAACAAUUCGAAUACCUAAUAUAAGUAAACAAUUGUAUUGGCAGCCAUACA
Cydia pomonella (codling moth) is the source of this 2959-nucleotide messenger RNA. RefSeq lists its product as uncharacterized. The transcript has 2 exons. The record is from RefSeq and is a predicted model, not a curated record. NCBI's taxonomy places the organism in Eukaryota, Metazoa, Arthropoda, Insecta, Lepidoptera, Tortricidae. The coding region runs from base 157 to 654 and encodes 165 amino acids.